AUGCAAGAGCGAUUGCCUGUCGAGAUUCGCGAGAUGAUAUAUGCACAGAUCUGGAAUGUGGAGUAUCUCAACUCCACAAGACAGCCAAGUCAGCAGUCUAGCUCUCUUGGUCACACCGAUCCAAGGUGCCAGACACAUGUUGUUCUGCCCGACUUCAUGGGCAAAGAGACAGCACUGGAGAUGGUGCAAGCAUGGUACGAAGCCGCAGCUACAGUCACACCAGACACCUUCACAAUCCCCGAUACCCGGGAGUUGAUCCAACAAACCGUGUGUGAAGAUCGCUUCAAAGUCGGUCUAGAUCCAGCAACCGUUCUUCGGACUCUCACCAUCGAUUUCGACGAGACCACGUCUAGGCUCGCUAGUCCGUAUUGUAAGUGGCCAAACGCGGCUACACGGCGGAAGACUUUCGAUCUUCUCCACCGGAUCAAGAAGAAGACUGGAUUUCGACUCAACUUUCGUAUAUGCACUCCUAAGUUCCGAUUGAAGUGUUGGCCCGACUUCCUCGAUCUCAUGCAACCUAUAGUCAAGACAUUGGAGAACGAGGGCGCUAUCGUCGACGUCCAGGCUAUACAUUGCAGUCGGGGCCCUCAUCCGAUGCCGGCUUAUCGUAUCGAAAACAACGACGAUUAUGACCCCACUUCACGUCCCGAAGAUGGCGAUACUCCUUACGGGACGGAUGAAGACAUCUACAGCGAUGAAGGCGAUAGCGAUGACAGUGUUGAAAGGUAUCGCCAUGAUGGUCGAGGAAAUUAUCCAGGUGCAGUGUCUUCGCCACGUCAGUACGGAAGUGACCUCAUACAAUGGAAGAACGACUUGCUAGAGGAUCUCGAAAUGGAAGAAAGUGAGGCAAUCAAAGACAUGUACGAAUACUGGGAGAGCUUCGACGCGCCCAGCUGGGUGGGUGCCUCCUCUGAGUCUGAGCACUUAGAUGGACCUGGGUACGACCCAGAUUCAGGUUCCGAUUGA
Messenger RNA from Alternaria metachromatica, 966 nucleotides. RefSeq lists its product as uncharacterized. The record is from RefSeq and is a predicted model, not a curated record. Bases 1 to 966 code for a protein of 321 amino acids. The transcript is spliced from 2 exons. NCBI's taxonomy places the organism in Eukaryota, Fungi, Ascomycota, Dothideomycetes, Pleosporales, Pleosporaceae.